AGAGCAAACGAGAAGGACGUAGUGCUUGGAAUAAAAAUUGAAGGAUAAAAGUUCUGAAAAUGGGCUCCAUAAGUGUAAUAGGUUUUAUAAUGACCGUGUUGAUUGCCGCUGGUCAUACAGAAAGCGUGGACCAAGAUGUAUUUACUAAACAGAUGUUGCUGUAUAAACUGAACUAUCAAGUGAAACAAAUGGACCAGGAACUUUUUACCAGAUGUCCCGGGUUUUUCACCCACCCUGACCAUUCGUCCAUGGGGAUCAUUGGCCGUAGAGCAGCCUACGGGGACGCCUUCUUAGAUCUGGAGAUUAAGUUGGCCAGUAAGACACUGGAUGAGCUGAAGAAAAAGUACUUGUUGUGUUUAGAGAAUCUGAGCGCUUUUAGGGGAUCCACGACUAAUAAACCGACAACUACGUCAACAAGUACAACUACCUCUACGACUAAACGCACGACAACCAUGAAACCGACUACGACUACUUCUGCAGUUGACAAUGGUGAAUUUGGUUUCAAGGUUCUUCGAGCCAAAAACAUCACAUACAAAAACUAUGAUUUUCUGGUACUGGAGGUGAGAAUUCCGGACGACGGACAGAGCAAGUCAGUAAAUUGGUGCCGCGACUAUCAACUUUUGUGCCAAAGUCUCUCCCGUCGUCCGACCGGGUGUGGGGAAAAAUUUCUAUCAACAUCAAAUUACAAAAAUUGCGCUUCCGACUACAACUCUGACAUGCGCAUUGGAGACGUCCUGAGUUGUAAUCCUUCCUUUAACGUAGCGUCUGCAGCCAACCUGGCGUUCGGUGAUGGCAAAGGCCCAGCAAAGUACAAUUAUAAUGCCUUUGGCUUCCAUGUCUGCAACACUCACACCUGCCAAAAAAGCAUCCAGAAAAGUGACACUGCAUUGAGCUAUAUGCGGGGGUCUUGGAAAGACAACGGGACUGAGACCAUCAUGUAUACACUGUGUCGUUAAACAAUGCCAGGCAUCUACUAAUUGACGUUACAGUCGUACGUUAUGUGUGCGCAGCAUCACAAAUGAUUUGCGGUUUUGUGAAUGACAUCGACCGUCACAAUCUUAUGAAAAGUAAAACAUUCAAAGUCA
This is a messenger RNA of Lingula anatina, 1085 nucleotides long. RefSeq lists its product as uncharacterized. Lineage: Eukaryota; Metazoa; Brachiopoda; Lingulata; Lingulida; Lingulidae. The record is from RefSeq and is a predicted model, not a curated record.